AUUUAUAUAUAUAUAUAUAUAUAUAUAUACAUACAUACACACAUUAUAACAAUUGCACAUCCUCAGGUUAGGUCUGGUGGUGGGGGUCGGCAGCGAAUCGCAGUGGUGGGAGGACCAUUUUAGCUCCAUAGCAAAGCCUGAUUACCCAUUUCAUCUGCUGCAGAGACUGCGGGCUGGCAUAACAAUGACAGUGGCUGCCGUCAGGAAGGAACAAAGAGAGCACAGACACUCUUAAAUACUCCUUCAUAAUACACCGCAAUGUGAAUGGGACAUCAUUCAAAUACAGUCUCUAAAUGUCAGGUAAGCAAGCCUGAGACCCAGAUUGAUAUUUAUAGAUUUUAAAAAUAUUGUACAUUAAUAGACACAUUCUCACACUCACCCAAAUAAAUGUAAAAAUACAUUUUAUAGUUUAUAUAUAUAUAAAGAUCUAUGUCAAUCUAUAAUCUAUAUAUAUAUACACACACACAUUUAGCAUUUGCUAGUUUGCAGGAAUGUCUUAGGGAAAAUGAUUAGGAAAAACAUUGCAAGUGUGUUUCUAACAUAAAUUAUUGCUGUCUGCAGGGGGUAAGAAAUCAGACGCUAAAAUGUCGAAUUGCUCCAGACAAACAUUAUUGUUUUGCAUUUACGCAUAUAGGUAUCAUUGUGGUGAUCUAGUUAUUUAAUGCACACUGUCCACUGCUGUAUUUGGGGAUUACUGGAGAUAACAAUAUACAAAUAUUACUAUUUGCUAUCUGCAGAAAUUCCACUAAAUUAGCAAACUGAGCAAUAUUUCUGUAUAUGAAGGAGGACGCCUAAAAUUUUACUACAAAUCAUCAAUUGCAUAUACGGAUAUUGCCAAAGAACAUAAAAAGGGUAGAACACAUGUAGUGUUUGGGUUUUUAUGGCAUUAGUAUUGCAUUAUAUCAUAGAACUCUGGUUUGGGUGGGUUGUACUUUUAGGGGGGUCCUUGGGGGCCAAUGGAUAUGUCCCACGGUGAUUAUACACAAUGCAGUCAGAUCACCAUGAAGGAUAAGACCUGCCUUUUGCAGCCUGGAGGAGCGAAUGUUAUUUAACGGUACUAGAAGCGAGGGGUGGGAUUUAAUUUACAGUAAUAGGUGUACGGAGCUAACACAGCAGAACAUAACAUUCUACGUGUAUCGUAAUCGGGUACAAUGACCCGCAGGCAGAGCGAUACACUGUAACGGUUGUCAGUGGGCCUGUAUAUGGCCGUACAAAUGUAUCAGUGGAAAUAUAAUAUAAUAUACUAUCAAUAUACAAGAAGAAGAUAUGAUCGGAGAGACUGCUUGUACCAAUGAAAUUUUUGCUUUAUUUUUCUUGAUCCACAGAACGAUAGCACAAACGGCCUGGCCGCAGAAAGGAACAAGGUCCGAUCCCAAUCAGGUGAGGGGGUUAUAAUAAAUUAGAGACGACAUAUAAAGUGAUACAAAGUAAGGUGGAAUUAGUAAAUCUCAGGUAUGGGGUUAUAUUGACAGCAAGGAGUAAUAACGCAAGUAAGAAUCUGGCAUACGACUUGGGGUCACGCUACCCCUUCGGCUGAAGGUUCAAGAUGAGUCAAGUUUUAUUGAUAUUAGGGAGAUGGGCUAUUCAAUAAAUUGGGAAAUAAGGAGAAUUGACAAUGGAAUUGUAAAUGGCCAAACUGGUAAAUAUAGUGGCCAGCAAUUUGUAAUUCUCCUCGCUGUUUUUUUCUGCAAUCCCCAGUUUAAUAAAUAAAUCACUAGUUAUUGCUGCAACUUUUUGUGUUUAAGGCUUUAAAAAAUGUAGCUUCUUUAGGUUUUAACACAUUCCCUAUUCCUCUCUGCCACUGUAAUUAGAAUAUAUUCAGAGUACAUCAAGCCACACUCCCCCAUGGAAUCCAUGCACUGUCUAUUAGGAGGAGCUUCAAAGACUGAUACUAAUACAACAUUGGGAGCCAGUAACAUAGAUAAAUAAUUAAUCAGAUGAUAAUGUAUUCUCUUACUUCCUCUGUAAAUGUCUUUUGAAAUGACAGUACAGAUGGGAGUAUAGAAGGGAGUAGCCUAGAACAGGUUGGUGUGUAGGUAAUGUGCGGUAAGAUUUGGUCAUCAAACAGCUCAGAUCUUUGGAUUUUAUACUGAAUAUUUCCCGUUCAAUGAUCUGUAACAGAGGGGUGAGCAACGUUUCACGGAGUGUUUGAAGGGUUAAUGACAAGCUCCCAAUGGAGUUAAUUCCCCUCAAAGGUUCUCUUUCAUUGUCUCAUACAGAACUUUAUUAAAUAUGUAUAGGUAGCUCAAACAAGGCAGCCAAACACAAAAUCACAAUGUUAAACAAUUUAACCCCGUUAACCACUAAAUAUGACAGUGUGCAUCAAAAUACAUAGCAUGAUUUAAUCGCUAAAAUUGUCACGAUCAGAAAACAGAACUGCUAAAUUUUAGCUUAAAAAAAUAGCCCAGACGGUACUAUGGCUUUUAUCAAAUCUGCUAUUUCUGCUAAUCCGAUUUUAAAAUUCAGCAAAAAUUACGUGUUUAGCGAAUAAAUCCCAGAAUGUCUGACCACCGUCUGUUAUGUUGAUUUGGGGAUACAAUGUUCUAAGACCAGCGGUUCCCAGUCCUUUAAUCACAUAAAUAUUCUAGGCUCUGUCAUUAUUCCUACUGGAGCAGAUAUGGGAAAUGUCUUAGGACUGGGUUGGAAAACACCGAUUUUUAAUUAGUAGGACAUAGUGGCUUAUGAAUAGACCCCCUUUAUAAAUAUUGUUCCUAUACAAGCCAUCUAUAGAUAUCUAAGACUAGGCGCACUGAAUGAGGCCCCCAUGUUAUUUAUAUAAAUCUGGGUUAACUUAGCACUGAUUAGUAAUGGCAUACUACAGCAUAAUAAUUUUUUCCGUGUUGCACGGAAGCGUUAGUUGAUCGGCCAUCUUGAAUACUGCGAUACAUGCUACGAUUAUACAUAUCACAUGAUAUUACACAUAACAUGUGUGCAAGAUUCAGAAAAAGGGAGUGCAGUUGUCAUGGUGAUUGUGCAGGGUAAACUUGACUCAGCAGAAAAUAAGCGUGGUUGGCAUGGUGAUAACACAAGAUCUGCGUGAUACAGAUGAAGACGGUCAGCCAUGGUUAUUACACGGGGCUGUGUGUAUAUAACUCCCAGAAACAAAGUGGUGGUUAUACAAUAUAUGUGAAUAUGGAAGGUUAAGAGGAUGAAGCAUGACUCGGCAGAAGAUAAAGUCACCCAAACAAUAAUAAAAUGAUGCUACUCAGGGGGAGAUAACGUUGUCGUGAUGACAGUACACCACUAGAGGAGGAAUUAGGGAUGGAGGACAGAUUUAUAUAAAUUUUACAUAAACAGAUGAUAUUCCAAUAUGUAAACAAUGCCAUGACAUCGGCUCCAAAUGUCCUUUAAUGUAAAUAUAAAACAGAUAAAUGACCCCCAGUGACUGAUAAAAAUUUGUUUGCCCUCUGUAUCCCCCCAGAAGCCAUUACUAUGUAAAGCGUUAUAUAUUUAUUUUUUAACCAAAUCAAGUAUAAGCCUAGCCUUGUGACGCUACCAACCCUGUCGAAUCUUGUCUAGGAACAGUCAAAGAAUGAGAAAAGAACAGUUUAUUUUUCAAUAGUAACCUUUAUUGGAAGCUAACCGUUAUUGUGAGGUCUCUACAAUAAGUAUAGCUCCAGUGUUUGUCCCUGAUAUUACUCAGAGAGUCUUGUACUAAUUAUCUGAGUGAGAUUACUGAGCAGGGAGGGUUUAAACGAGGCAGAUGCUAGCUAUGUAGAAACCUGCUCAUUAUAGCGUGCGGCAGCCCUAAUUAAGGCCAGUGUUUGUUCUGACGUAUCCCACCCAGCUGCCUUGUUUAUUGUGUUGGCUAAGUAGGGGGUGCUGGUAACAAUGCCAGUCAAAACACAAACAGGACUACAGUAAUAACUGAUUAACAGAAUGCAGAAAAUGUCUUCAACUGUAUAAAUGAGACAGACACCAGAGAGAGGAGGAAAGCAUAGUGCAUGAAGUAAAGGAAGAGGGGAGAGCAUAGUGUAGAAGGGAAAGGGAGAGGAGGAGAGUAUAGUGCAGGAAGUAAAGGGAGAGGAGGAUGGCAUAGUACAGGAGGUAAAGAGAGAGGGGAGAGCAUAGUGCAGAAGGGAGAGGAGAUUAUAGUGCAGGAGGUAAAGGGAGAGAGGAGAGCAUAGUGCAGAAGGGAAAGGGAGGGGAGAAGAGUAUAGUUCAGGAUAUAAAGGAAGAAGAGGAGGGUAUAGCACAAGGGGUGAAGAGAGAGGAGGAAAGCAUUGUGCAGUAGGUAAAGAUAGAGGAGGAGAGUAUAGUGCAAGAGGUAAAGAGAGAGGAUGAGAGCACAGUGCAGGAGGUAAAGGGAGAGAAGGAGAUUACAGUGCAGGAGUUAAAGGGAGAGGAGGAGAGUAUAGUGAAAGAGGGAAAGGCAGGGGAGGAGAGAAUAAUGCAGGAGGUAAAGAGAGAGGAGGAGGGCAUAGUGCAGUAGGGAAAGGGAGAGGAUGAGAGUGUAGUGCAGGAGGUAAAGGAAGAGGAGGAGAGUAUAGGGCAGGAGGUAAGGGGAGAGGGGAGAGCAUAGUGCAGGAGGUAAAUGUCGAGGAGCAGAGCAUAGUGCAGGAGAUAAAGGGAGAGGAGGAGAGUAUAGUGCAGGCGGGAAAGAGAGAGGAGGAGAGUAUUGUGCAGGUGUUAAAGGGAGAGGAAGAGGGAAUAUUGCAGGAGGUAAAGAGAGAGGAGGAUAGAAUAGUGCAGGAGGUAAAGGGAGAGGAGGAGAAUAUAGCGCAGGAGGGAAAGAGAGAGGAGGAGAGUAUUGUGCAGGAGUUAAAGGGAAAGGAGGAGAGCAUAGUGCAGUAGAUAAACAGAAAGGAGAAGAGCAUAGUGCAGGAGGUAAAGGGAGAGGGGAGAGCAUAGUGCAGAAGGGAAAGGGAGGGGAGGAGAGUAUAGUGCAGGAUAUAAAGGAAGAAGAGGAGGGUAUAGCACAAGGGGUGAAGAGAGAGGAGGACAGCAUAGUGCAGGAGGUAAAGAGAGAUGAGGAAAGCAUAGUGCUGUGGGUAAAGAGAGAGGAGGAGAGCAUAGUGCAGGAGGUAAAGAGAGAGGAUGAGAGCAUAGUGCAGGAGGUAAAGGGAGAUGAGGAGGGCAUAGUGCAGAAGGGAAAGGGAGAGGAGGAAAUUAUAGUGUAGGAGUUAAAGGGAGAGGAGGAGAGUAUAGUGAAGGAGGGAAAUGCAGAGGAGGAGAGUAUAAUGCAGGAGGUAAAGAGAGAGGAGGAGGGCAUAGUGCAGUAGGGAAAGGAGGAGAGUGUAGUGCAGGAGGUAAAUGAAGAGGAGGAGAGUAUAGCGCAGGAGGUAAGGGGAGAGGGGAGACCAUAGUGCAGGAAGUAAAUGUCGAGGAGCAGAACAUAGUGCAGGAGAUAAAGGGAGAGAAGGAGAAUAUAGCGCAGGAGGGAAAGAGAGAGGAGGAGAGUAUUGUGCAAGAGUUAAAGGGAGAGGAGGAGGGUAGAGUGCAGGAGGUAAAGGGAGUGGAGGAUAGAACAGUGCAGGAGGUAAAGUGGGAGGAGAAUAGCAUGGUGCAGGAGAUGAAGAGAGAGCAUGGUGCAGGAGGUAAAAGGAGAGGAGAGGAGCACAGUGCAGGAGGUAAAGAGAGAUGGAAGAGCAAAGUGACAGAGGUAAAGGGAGAGAAGGAGAGCAUAGUUCAGGAGGUAAAGGGAGAGGAGGAGAGCCUAGUGCAGGAGGUAAAGGGAGAGGAGGAGGGUAUAGUGCAAGAGUAAAAAGGGAAAGCAGGAGGAUAAAGCACAGGAGGUAAAGGGAGAGGAGGAUUGAAUAGUGCAGGAGGUAAAUUGGGAGGAGGAUAGCAUGGUGCAGGAGAUAAAGAGAGAGCAUGGUGCAGGAGGUAAAAGGAGAGGAGAAGAGCACAGUGCAGGAGGUAAAGAGAGAUGGGGAGAGCAAAGUGCCAGAGGUAAAGGGAGAGAAUGAGAGCAUAGUUCAGGAGGUAAAGGGAGAGGGGGAGAGCAUAGUGCAGCAGGUAAAGGGAGAAGGGGAGAGAAUAGUGCAGGAGGUAAAGGGAGAGGACCAGAGUAUAGUGCAGGAGGUAAAGGGAGAGGAGGUGGGUAUAGUGCAGUAGGUAAAGGGAGAGGAGUAGAGCAUAGUGCAGUAGGUAAAGGGAGAGGAGGAGAGCAUGAUGCAGGAGAUAAAGUGAGAGAAGCAGAGGAUAGUGCAGGAGGUAAAGGGAGAGUUGAAGGGUAUAGUGCAGGAGAUAAAAUGAGAGGAAGAGAACAUAGCGCAGGAGGUAAAAGGAGAGGAUGAGAGUAUAGUGCAGGAGGUAAAGGGAGAGGAGGAGGAUAGAGCACAGGAGGUAAAGAGAGAGGAGGAGAGCAUAGUGUAGGAGGUAAAGGGAAAGGAGGAGGGUAUAGCGCAGGAGGUAAAGGGAGAGGAGGAGAGCAUAAUGCAGGAGGUAAAGUGAGAGGAGAAGAGCACAAUGCAGGAGGUAAAGGGAGAGCAGGAGAGCAUAGUGCAGAAGAUAAAGGAGAGAGGAGUAGAGCAUAGUGCAGGAGGUAAAGGGAGAGGAGGAGGGUAUAGUGCAGCAGUUAAAGGGAGAGGAUGAGAGCAUAGUUCAGGAGGUAAAGGGAGAGCAGGAGAGCAUAAUGCAGUAGGUAAAGAGAGAGAAGGAGAGCAUAGUUCAGGAGGUAAAGGGAGAGGAGGAAAGCCUAGUGCAGGACGUAAAGGGAGAGGAAGAGGAGGGUAUAGUGCAAGAGUAAAAAGGGAAAGCAGGAGGAUAAAGCACAAGAGGUAAAGGGAGAGGAGGAUAGAAUAGUGCAGGAGGUAAAUUGGCAGGAGGAUAAAGCACAGGAGAUAAAGAGAGAGCAUGGUGCAGGAGGUAAAAGGAGAGGAGAAGAGCACAGUGCAGGAGGUAAAGAGAGAUGGGGAGAGCAAAGUGCCGGAGGUAAAGGGAGAGAAGGAGAGCAUAGUUCAGGAGGUAAAGGGAGAGGAGGAGAGCAUAGUGCAGCAGGUAAAGGGAGAAGAGGAGGGUAUAGCGCCAAAGGUAAAUGGAGAGGAGGAGGGUAUAGUGCAGGAGGGAAAGGGAGAGGAGGAGUGUAUAGUUCCAGAGGUGAAGGGAGAAAGCAGAGCAUAGUGCAGGAGGUAAAGAGAGAGGAGGAAAGCAUAGUGCAGGAGGUAAAGAGAGAGGAGGAGUGUAUAGCGCAGAAGAUAAAGAGAGAGGAGGAGAGCAUGAUGCAGGAGAUAAAGGGAGAGAAGCAGAGCAUAGUGCAGGAGGUAAAGGGAGAGUUGAAGGGUAUAGUGCAGGAGAUAAAAUGAGAGAAAGAGAACAUAGCGCAGGAGGAAAAGGGAGAGGAGGAGAGCAUAGUGCAGGAGGUAAAGGGAAAGGAGGAGGGUAUAGCGCAGGAGGUAAAGGGAGAGGAGGAGAGCAUAAUGCAGAAGGUAAAGUGAGAGGAGAAGAGCAUACUGCAAGAGGUAAAGGGAGAAGAGGAGGGUAUAGCGCAGGAGGUAAAUGGAGAGGAGGAGGGUAUAGUGUAGGAGGGAAAGGGAGAGGAGUGCAUAGUGCAGGAGGUAAAGGGAGAAGAGGAGAGCCUAGUGCAGGAGGUAAAGGGAGAAGAGGAGAGCCUAGUGCAGGAGGUAAUAUACUAUAAUGGGUGUGGCAAGGCUAGAGAUGUAGAACAUACUACCAUUUACCAGAGAGGAAAGUGGACCAUAGUACAGGUAGCAAAGUGAGAGGAUCAGAGCAUAAUGUAGGUGGCAAGGGGAGAGAAGUAGAUCAUAGUACAGAUGGAGGUAAAGAGAGAGAAGGAGAGUAUAGUGCAGGAGGUGAGGAGGAAGAAGCAGGGAAUAGUGCAGGAGACCUGGGAGAGGAACCAAGCACAGUGCGAGUAAUAACGGGAGAGGAGCAGGCGAGAGAAGCAGAAUAUUGUGGCUUGUGAAAGAACAAAUCAGCUCAUUUUGAGGCAACAAUAGCUUUUCCAUCACUUUCAAUGAGGGACAAACUUGGCUGAAAUGAAUGCAAAUUAUUUUCUUCUUCUAUUACAGGACUUUAUUGUGGUUUAUCCCUAACGUACCUUUCUCCCCUUCUACAGGUUGCCAAGGAUUGCAAGAAAACAACAGACCCAACUGGUGACUGAAUUGGUUAACCUGAGGAGACACAAUGAGUUUUUCACCGUUACUCUCAAGGGGCGCAAUGGAUAUUCUAGAAGAGUUGCAGCUGCUAACAGCAAAAACUAUGGAAAAAAUAGAAGUCUCGAAACAUUACGAAAUCAUCAGGGAAUUGGGAAAGGGAACGUACGGGCGAGUUGACCUCGCUAUUCACAAAACAAGAGGUAAUUACCCAAAUGUAAAUUACAGAAAAUCACUGCCCUCUCCAUAAUAAUCACAAUACACAAGGAUUAGGCGUAAAGACAAUUUAGUCAAAGACUCCAUUCACCUUUACACAGGGGGCUCAGGAUUAUCUAUUAAAUCCUACACUAUGGUUCUAGUUCAAUCCAUGGUUUAUGAAUAAGCACACACAAAAAACUGCGUUUUGUCUCGUCAAUGUUUUUUUUUUAUUUUUUUUUAAUUGGGUGAGCCGUUAAAAGGAUGCUCUUAGUAGCAUAACCAUUACAGCCGGAAUGCUGUUUCCCUGUCUGUCAAAUUGUUUACACGCAGUUUGAUAAAAACCAGGGGCUCAUCUGACUGGCACCCGUGGUCCGACACCUUGCCUGCCACUCAGAUAAUGAUAAUUUACAAAUGUUAUUUACAAGUCCGUCCAAACGUGGAUGGCAAAGUUAAAAGCGCAGUAUGUGACAAGUCAGGUUUUUACGUGAAAGUUCUAAGAUUUGCUUUUUUACCCGUGUAUUUCAAAACUAAACAAACAAAACUCAUUUUCAAAAAAACCCACAGAUAUAUAUAUUAUAAAACUGUAUUUCUAACACUAUAGUGCCCUCUGUCAACCACCUCCCUUGUGCCCCCCCCCCUCCCUCCAUCCAGCUCCAAAUAAAAGUUAAAAGACAUUUUUUCACUUACCUGAUUCCUGCACCGAUGUCCCUCGGUGCUUGGUCAGGCCUCUCCUCCACUGACGUCACAGCAAUUCGGGAACUUAAUAGACCGUGCUUUCCUAUGGGGUUUUUCAAAAUGUCCUCAUGCAAAGCACCUCUAGUGGCUGUAUCGUAGAAGUCUUAAGCCUUCAAUGUAAACAUUGCCGUAUCUCUAAAACGACAAUGUUUGAAGCUGUAGGGUUAAGGGAACGGGGACAGUGCACCCAAAUCACUUCAAUGAGAUGAAGUUGCCUGGGUGCCUAUCGGGUCCUUUUAAAAGCAGCCCACAGAUUGCGCUGGAGUGUUAAAUUCUGGAGUAACAAAAAGGAGACUUGACAAGAACGUUACAGAGAAAUUGCACAUUUAUUUAAAUUCUGUAAACGAGCAGUUUAGGACAAAAUACAGAAGACGGGAUGCAUUUUCCCCUUAGAAAUUAAUUAGCCCUCUCUUUGCACAACAUGUAAAGCUGUCAAAGCAGCGUCAAUAUUCACAGUGGGGAAGAGGUAUUCAGCGAAUUAAUUUGGAUAUGCUCACAUUGCCGUUAGAAGGAUGGAAAAAAACACAGAGAUUCCAAUCAAAAAUGUCCUAUAUGCUUUAAAUGUUAUACUGGCACUGGAAUGGUUAAAUAAAACCUUCAAGCCGUCAAUUCUCCUCUUUACGGUACCCAGCUUGAAAUCUGUCUAAUGGUCUAGAACUACAUUAAAACCCUGUGCUUAAAUCUAUGGAAUAAAUAUUCAUAACCGGAAAUAUGAAUAAUGUACAAAAGUCUGGAAGAAAAUGGACGUCUCUACUAAUAAGCUCAUUACUGUUCGGAGUUAUCCAUUCCAAGGAAUGUCAGUUUUAGGGAAAAUAGCAAUAGUAGGGAAUUUUUACAAUUAUGGCUAUUUUGGCUAAAGAUUUUACGCUAUAUAAUUCUCUAUAUAGGAAAUACCUUUGACAUUGCACAGGAAGCCAACUUGUCACCGAAUAAUUAUUUACCUGCAGUUUGAAUAGUGUAAUCACAAAUAGACCGUAAUCUCUAAAAAUAUCUAUGUGUUCAAUGACAAUGAUGUGAGCCUUAUUUUUUUAUAUAUAUAUUUUUUUUUAAAGGUACAAAAAUGGCUCUAAAAUUUCUAAGGAAGAAGACGACCAAACAAAAGAGCUUCCUACAGGAAUAUUGCAUUUCUCGUUAUUUGUCUUCCUGCCCCUAUAUUAUCAGCAUGUACGACAUAGCUUUUGAAACCAACGAAUAUUAUGUUUUCGCACAGGAAUACGCUGUGGCUGGAGAUCUGUUUGAUAUCAUCCCACCGCAGGUAAGUCGAACAUAUUAAGGACAAGGAAAAGCAUUUCAUAGGAUCUGUAACUCAGACAGCGGACAUUAAAUCCUUGUAGGCACAAUGUAUAAACUUACUCACAUUUCCCUGAUGACCAAAUCCAUCUCCGUUUCGUUCCAACUGUGCCCUCAAUGUACUAAAUGUACUAAAAAUGUACUAAAAGUAGUCUUUCCCAGAACUGACCCAUUCAUUUUUAAUGCAUUGUAGAGUUAAUGCAUUUAAAUUAUGUAUGCAAAAAAAAAAUCCAAAAUAAUAGAAUAUAAAUAAAUAAAAUACUUAUAAAAUAGCUGCAUUUGUAAUAAAUUCCAAGGCUUCUCAUCAGCCAACCAGGACACUUUGAAUGGUACACACGUGUUAACCGCUGACUUGAUUCCAUAAGUCCAUGAACAGAAGGGUUAAUGAGAUAAACAAUGGUUUCUUGUAGUUGUAGUUAUCAAUUUUCCCUAAAAAAAACCAAACAAAAACAGAACCUAUAUAAAUUGAGCAUACAAAUAAACAGAAUUACAGAUAAUAAUUUAUGGCAAGAUCUACAAAAUCAAAACACGUGUUUGAUGCCUAAAAUGUUUCUUUAAAUGAAAAUAUUUAUGGGUUAUAUCAGGGGGUCACCAACCCAGUCCUCAAGUACCCCAUAGCAGUCCAGGAUGUAGGGAUUACCCUGUUGUGUCUAAAGUUUUUUGUUUUUUUCUAAAAACACCUUAGACACAACUGGGUAAUCCUUAAAUGCUGGACUGUAGGGGUACUCAAGGAUUGGAACCACUUGGUGAUAUGAUCGGCUGUUGAAAUUGUAUUUGGCCUAGAACUGGAUGAGUGUUAUGGUGCAAGGAUUUGGUUUGCAUUUUUUGGCGAUUCUCUGCCUGGUAUUCUAUCAGAGGUAUUCUUGCACCUGCCUACCUGAACAGGUGUUAACCUAUUGUUUCAGAGUCCUAUUUGUCAUUGCAGGUUGGCCUCUCUGAGCACACCACAAAGCGCUGUAUAUACCAAGUUGCUCUAGCACUGGAUUAUCUGCACAACAGGAAAUUAGUCCAUCGCGAUAUCAAGCCUGAAAAUAUUCUAAUUUUUGACAAAGAAUGUCGAAAAAUUAAACUCUCCGAUUUUGGCAUGACCAGGAUUGCCGGCACAACGGAAAAACGCGUGAGUGGUACUAUUCCAUAUACUGCUCCAGAACUUUGCGAGACCUCAAAGCAUAGCGGAUUUCUAGUGGAAUACAGCAUUGAUGUGUGGGCGUUCGGCGUUCUUCUGUUUUGUAUGAUGACUGGUAACUUUCCCUGGGAGAAAGCACUACAUUUGGACUCGUUCUACUAUGAAUUUUUACAGUGGCAACGGUACAAAAGCACCACAAUACCUUCUCAGUGGCGUAAAUUCACACCCCACGCCCUUAAAAUGUUUAGCAAGCUGCUGUCUAUUGAGCCAGAAAAACGAUGCGCCAUUAAAGACGUAUUGUGGUAUUUUGCCAAGACGUGGUUAGUGAACAAGGAGGAACCGCCGAACGCCGACAUAAAAACCAAUAGCGACAUUUUUGCACACAUUAAACCGCAAGGUCUAUCCCUCGGCGGAGGCUCCGAUAAUAUCAACAGCAAUAAAACGGAGACCAGCCCCAGCUUAUCAUUCUCGUCUUGCAGUAGCUACGAAGAUGUAGCAAAAGACACUAAUUCUAAUGCCAUUCUAGUUUCAACAGCUAUUGAAAUAUGUGUAUGAAAACAAAUUGAAAUUAACGUAUGCGCCAGCAUAGCGAGCCUGCUUGCCUACACCUAAUAACUACAGGUGUUUCACUUCAAAAAUCAUUGCAACCACGUGCCAAGUAUUUUCAAUAUAUAUGUGAUUAAAUGAGCAUAGAUUUAAUACCGGCAGGAGAUUUUUGGUCAAAAAGAUAUAUAUAAAGAAAAAUAAGUCAUAGUACUGAACUUGUUCAGAAAUAUCCUGUGCCUACAUUAGCCGAGGAUUCUGGGAAAUGUUACCAACCAACACAAGCUGUAUAGGUUAGAAGGUCAAAUGCUGAAAUGACGUUAAUGGGGUUUGUUUUUUUUUUGUUAUUUUUUUUUACUUUUACGAUUUUUUAAAAGUAUUAUUUAUUUUAAAAGAUAAAGUGUCACAUCCUGGCAUUUUUAAUAUUAUGGCUACUUUCCCCCUAUAUUUAACAUGUAUUAAUUUGUGAGCUCUGAAAAUAAAUUUAAAUGUAGAAUUCCACACCAUUGUAUUUAGCUCUAUCUUGGAUCUGGGUGCCUCCAUCUUGACUCUCUGUCAAUUAUCACAAGCUCUGUCUUCUCUAUCAUUAAAUCAUACAAGAAACAAACAACUGGAGAGAUUUACCAAACUGCUGUGUUCUGAAAAAUGGUGGAAAAUACUAAAAUGGAGGCAAUCACUAUGGAAACCAGUGAAACCAGCAUGUACCAUUGGUACAUUAUGUCACCACAUAUCAGAACAUGACACGUUGAUUAAUCUCCCCUAGUGUUCAUGUUACUCCUCCUACAAUGUAACUUUUGGUAUAGUUAUUGGACUGUGAUGUCAUGGGCUCACUUUUUUCAAUAUUACAUUUUUUUUUAAAUGGAGCAUUGCCUGAAAAAAGGAUUAACACAAGUUUUAGUUGAAAUUCAAUGUGUUAUUCAAUAAUUUCUAGAAAAGUGUUGGUUCCCCUUUAAAUAAAUUUUUAACAUACCCCACCAUAACUAGCUCUGCAUCACAUGCAAAAAUGCACAACGAAUAUGUAAAAACAAAGCAAAGUGCAGUCAUUGGAGGAGAGACGUCCAGUUGCCUGCUGGGAUACAUUUUCUUUGCAAAAGGAAUGAUUCAGGAAAUGUGUCAUUAAAGUUCUUUUAAAAAAUGAUGAAUGGUUACAAAAUAAAAAAUAAAAAAAACACUGGUAAUUUGGUUUUUAUGACUGACAGGUUAAUACACAUUUUCGAUUGAAGUGACAGGUCAGGUUUAAAUGACC
Molecule: messenger RNA, 13195 nt
Organism: Pelobates cultripes (western spadefoot toad)
Lineage: Eukaryota; Metazoa; Chordata; Amphibia; Anura; Pelobatidae
Source: the annotation of a GenBank genome assembly